AAUCCGGCCAUGUGUCCCCUAUGGGCUGUGCUGGCUCUGGGCUGGCUGCCCCUGAGCCUGGCAGUGGACCUGGAGCCUCAGCUGGCCAGCAUCGUGUUUGCCACAAACAACCCCACCUUGACCACCAUCGCCCUGGAGAAGCCUUUUUGUAUGUUCAAUGUCUCCAUCCCAAAGAACGUCUCCUAUGAGGUCAACCUGUACGUGAUGGUGAACUCUGGGAGCAUUCGACAUGCGGCUGUCAAGGACAACCGCAGCUUCCCAAUCAACAGCACAUUCCAGGAGACGGCGGGGGGUCAGAAAGCACCAUACAAGGCCACCUCCUUCAUCCUGCCCCCGUGUGGUGACCUGCCCAACCUGGACGAGGCUGGGGACGUGAACAAGGCUGCUGAGAUCUUGAGCGCCUACCUGGUCAGGGUUGGAGACGAUGGCUACUGCUUAGUGGACCCCAACUUUGAGGGUACCUGCAACCCCCCUCUCAUGAGGGCCACAGAAUACAGGUUUAAAUAUGUCUUGGUAAAUACAUCGAGUGGUUUUGUGGAGGAUCAAACCCUUUGGUCGCAGCCAAUUCGGACCAAUCAGAUUUCCACAUACUUGGAGAUUGACACGUGGCCGGGCAGAAGGAGCGGGGCCAUGAUCGUCAUCACCUCCAUCCUGAGCACACUGGUGUUCAUCCUGCUGCUGGGCUUUGUGGCAGCUGUCAUCUUCAGCUUUGUGAGUAUGGGAAGCUCAGACUUAGAGACACAGCAUGAAUCUCAAAUCAGCCAGGAGGUGGUUCCGAAAGCCCAGGGAACCUUAGAGCCUUCCUACUCUUCCGUGAACCGGAGGCAAUCUCUGGACCAAGCCGAGGUCUACACCAGCAAGCUCCAGGACUGAGAGAUCGACCAGUCAAACUCCUGGCACAGAGUGUGUGUGUGUGUAUGAGGAUGUAUAUGUGUGUAA
Vombatus ursinus (common wombat) is the source of this 939-nucleotide messenger RNA. It is a transcript of the gene UPK3A, whose product is annotated as uroplakin 3A. Lineage: Eukaryota; Metazoa; Chordata; Mammalia; Diprotodontia; Vombatidae. The transcript is spliced from 6 exons. Bases 10 to 873 code for a protein of 287 amino acids. The record is from RefSeq and is a predicted model, not a curated record.